AUGCCGCGCAAGCCUCACGCCCCCAGAAAUCAUGACCUCGUCAGGGGUAUCUCGCGCUACUCCCGCAGCGCCAUGUUCCGCCGCAGCGGCAAGGCUGCCGUGAAGAAGUCGGGCCACCAAUGGAAGGAUGUUGCCGCCACCAAGAAGGCCCCCAAGAGCGUCGAGAAGACGUUCAACAAGACCGAGAAGAGGACCGUGGUCGCCAAGGCCAAGCGCUUCUACCCGGCUGAGGAUGUCCCCAGGCCCAUCCCCUCGAGGAAGAGCCACCACAAGCCCGCCAAGCUGAGGUCCUCGAUCACCCCCGGCACCGUCCUGAUCGUCCUCUCCGGCCGCUUCAGGGGUAAGCGCGUGAUCUUCCUCAAGCAGCUCCAGCCCUCUGGCCUUCUCCUCGUCACUGGCCCCUUCAAGGUCAACGGUGUGCCCCUCCGCCGCAUCAACCAGGCCUACACCAUCGCCACCUCGACCAAGGUCGAUAUCUCCGGCCUGGAGGUGCCCGAGAAGUUCAACGAUGCCUACUUCAAGAAGGGUAAGGCUGCCAAGAAGGAGAAGACUGAGGACGAGUUCUUCGCCACUGGUGCCCAGCAGAAGAAGACCAUCGAUGCCCACAGGAUCGCCGAUCAGAAGGAGUUCGACGCUAAGGUGCUCGAAGUUGUCGGCAAGGUCCCCAACCUGGCUGCUUACCUCAACGCCAAGUUCUCGCUCACCAAGGGUCAGUUCCCUCACCUCAUCAAGUUCUAA
This is a messenger RNA of Acanthamoeba castellanii str. Neff, 738 nucleotides long. Its product is annotated as ribosomal protein L6e, putative. Lineage: Eukaryota; Discosea; Longamoebia; Acanthamoebidae. Gene Ontology annotation, molecular function: RNA binding; structural constituent of ribosome. Gene Ontology annotation, cellular component: ribosome; cytosolic large ribosomal subunit. The record is from RefSeq and is a predicted model, not a curated record. The coding region runs from base 1 to 738 and encodes 245 amino acids. Gene Ontology annotation, biological process: cytoplasmic translation; ribosomal large subunit assembly. The transcript is spliced from 2 exons.